This is a messenger RNA of Pezoporus occidentalis (night parrot), 849 nucleotides long. It is a transcript of the gene CSRP2, whose product is annotated as cysteine and glycine rich protein 2. The record is from RefSeq and is a predicted model, not a curated record. Gene Ontology annotation, cellular component: cytoplasm. Gene Ontology annotation, biological process: actin cytoskeleton organization. Bases 18 to 602 code for a protein of 194 amino acids. Lineage: Eukaryota; Metazoa; Chordata; Aves; Psittaciformes; Psittacidae. The transcript is spliced from 6 exons.
AGCCACACAGAGCCACCAUGCCGAACUGGGGAGGCGGCAACAAGUGCGGCGCCUGCGGCCGCACCGUCUACCAUGCUGAGGAGGUGCAGUGCGAUGGCAGGAGCUUCCACCGGUGCUGCUUCCUCUGCAUGGUCUGUCGGAAAAACUUGGACAGCACAACUGUAGCAAUUCAUGAUGCUGAAGUUUACUGCAAGUCUUGCUAUGGAAAAAAGUAUGGACCAAAAGGUUAUGGAUAUGGUCAGGGGGCAGGAACGCUGAACAUGGACAGGGGAGAGAGACUAGGCAUCAAGCCUGAGAGCGCACCCUCUCCCCACCGACCCACAACAAAUCCAAACACUUCAAAGUUUGCCCAGAAGUUCGGAGGAGCAGAGAAGUGCUCCAGGUGUGGUGAUUCUGUGUAUGCAGCUGAGAAAGUAAUAGGAGCUGGAAAGCCAUGGCACAAAAACUGCUUCCGAUGUGCAAAGUGUGGAAAAAGCCUAGAAUCUACAACUCUAACUGAGAAAGAGGGAGAAAUUUAUUGUAAAGGUUGCUAUGCGAAGAACUUUGGCCCCAAGGGAUUUGGGUACGGCCAAGGAGCAGGUGCCCUUGUUCAUGCCCAGUGAGGAGGCACGGCUCAACACCCCUUAUGGCUCUGCUGAGAUCCUGCUACAAGAACCAAGAGUUUCCUGAAUGUUACUAACUACUGUGAAACAGCUACUAGUUACUGUAGUGCUUGGGCAGACAUUCAGCAGAUGAUUAUUAAUUGUUUUUAAAAAGCACUGCUUUUUUCCUUGCUUUGUGUAUCACACUGUAACACUUUUAAUACUGAGUAUCAGUUCAAUAAAGCUUUGCUUAUUGAUCUAUCCUAAA